Leucoraja erinaceus (little skate) is the source of this 5470-nucleotide messenger RNA. RefSeq names its product mucin-16-like. The record is from RefSeq and is a predicted model, not a curated record. Lineage: Eukaryota; Metazoa; Chordata; Chondrichthyes; Rajiformes; Rajidae. The transcript has 42 exons. Bases 50 to 4276 code for a protein of 1408 amino acids.
UAACAACACCAGAGUGACAGCUAAUUGUUCAUUCCAAAACGUGUCCACCAUGGAACCCAUCAACCGAGAAAAGGUUUAUGAUGUAUUUAACGAGAAGACCGAUGACAUUUCCUCACUGGGGCCACACUUACUGCAAAGCUACAGCCUCUAUGUAAAUGGUUACACUGUGCAGCCCAUCGCCACGGUUCCAGCUCCAAUCGACUUAACAAAUGACAUUAAUUACAACGUGACGUUCACUGUUAGUCUGCCAAUUGAAGAAAUUCAAAGAAAUCCUUCAGAAACAGCAACCAUCAUUGCAGCUGAGAUCAUAGACCUGUUCGAAAACAGCAUAAUCAAUGCAACAUUCUUAACAUGUGUUGUAGAAUCAUUCAGCGAGGAAAUGGUUAACAACACCAGAGUGACAGCUAAUUGUUCAUUCCAAAACGUGCCCACCAUGGAACCCAUCAACCGAGAAAAGGUUUAUGAUGUAUUUAACGAGAAGACCGAUGACAUUUCCUCACUGGGGCCACACUUACUGCAAAGCUACAGCCUCUAUGUAAACGGUUACACAGUGCAGCCCAUCGCCACGGUUCCAGCUCCAAUCGACUUAACAAAUGACAUUAAUUACAACGUGACGUUCACUGUUAGUCUGCCAAUUGAAGAAAUUCAAAGAAACCCUUCAGAAACAGCAACCAUCAUUGCAGCUGAGAUCAUAGACCUGUUCGAAAACAGCAUAAUCAAUGCAACAUUCUUAACAUGUGUUGUAAAAUCAUUCAGCGAGGAAAUGGUUAACAACACCAGAGUGACAGCUAAUUGUUCAUUCCAAAACGUGUCCACCAUGGAAACCGUCAACCGAAAAAAGGUUUAUGAUGUAUUUAACGAGAAGACCGAUGACAUUUCCUCACUGGGGCCACACUUACUGCAAAGCUACAGCCUCUAUGUAAAUGGUUACACUGUGCAGCCCAUCGCCACGGUUCCAGCUCCAAUCGACUUAACAAAUGACAUUAAUUACAACGUGACGUUCAUUGUUAGUCUGCCAAUUGAAGAAAUUCAAAGAAACCCUUCAGAAACAGCAACCAUCAUUGCAGCUGAGAUCAUAGCCUUGUUCGAAAGCAGCAUAAUCAAUGCAACAUUCUUAACAUGUGUUGUAGAAUCAUUCAGCGAGGAAAUGGUUAACAACACCAGAGUGACAGCUAAUUGUUCAUUCCAAAACGUGUCCACCAUGGAACCCAUCAACCGAGAAAAGGUUUAUGAUGUAUUUAGCGAGAAGACCGAUGACAUUUCCUCACUGGGGCCAUACGAACUGCAAAGCUACAGCCUCUAUGUAAACGAUUUCAAUAUACAGCCCAAUGUCAAUGUCCCAGCUCCAAUCGACUUAAAUGCCAUUAAUUACAACGUGACGUUCAUUGUUAGUCUGCCAAUUGAAGAAAUUCAAAGAAACCCUUCAGAGACAGCAAUCAUUAUUGCAGCUGAGAUCAUAGACCUGUUCGAAAACAGCAUAAUCAAUGAAACGUUCUUAACAUGUGUUGUAGAAUCAUUCAGUGCGGAAAUGCUUACCAGCACCAGAGUGACAGCUAAUUGUUCAUUCCAAAACGUGUCCUCCAUGGAACCCAUCAACCGAGAAAAGGUUUAUGCUGUAUUUAGUGAGAAGACCAAAAACAUUUCCUCAAUGGGGCCAUACGUACUGCAAAGCUACAGCCUCUAUGUAAAUGAUUACAGCGAAUCACCUUCAAGGAAUGCACCAAUUGCAACUCAAACACCGGUUGAGUUUAAUGUGACUUUCAUUGUAACAAAUUUGCCAUUCCUGGGUUUAUUGCACGAGAAACAAUCCCCCUUAUAUCAAUCAGCAUCGGCAAUUAUUACAGGAGAGCUGAACACUUUGCUUAGGAACAGCGAAAUCAAGGCACAGUUUGAUAACUGUGAAACAAAGUCUCUAAGUGUUCUAGGUCAAAAUACCCAAGUGUAUGCAGUCUGUACCUUCAACAAUUCUGCCACCAGGCCAAUUGACAGAGUUACUGUGUAUCGACAAAUCAGUUACAACACAAACGUCAUAACUACAUUGGGACCUUAUCUUCUGGAGAGCAACAGUCUCCAUGUUGAUGACUACAAUGAAUUAACAUCUCCAUCUGCACCAAAUGCAAAGCAGACAUCGAAUGAGUUUAAUGUGACUUUCAUUGUAACAAAUUUGCCAUUCCUGGGAUUAUUACAUGAUAAAACAUCCCCCUUAUAUCAAUCAGCAUCGGCAAUUAUUACAGGAGAGCUGAAUACUUUGUUUAGGAACAGCGAAAUCAAGGCACAGUUUAAUAACUGUGAAACAAAGUCUCUAAGUGUUCUAGGUCAAAAUACCCAAGUGUAUGCAGUCUGUACCUUCAACAAUUCUGCCACCAGGACAAUUGAUAGAGUUACUGUGUAUCGACAAAUCAGUUACAACACAGACGUCAUAACUACAUUGGGACCUUAUCUUCUGGAGAGCAACAGUCUCUAUGUUGAUGACUACAAUGAAUCAACACCUCCAUCUGAACCAAUUGGAAAAGUAAUACCUGGGUUUAAUGUGACAUUCAUUAUAACAAGUCUGACAUACACUGCAGCUUUUAAUGACCCCUCAUCACUGUUGUACCAAUCGGCAUCGCAAUCUGUUAUUUUGAAGCUCAAAAACACUUUCGAGAACAGUGAUAUAGCGUCAGCAUUUACAGGCUGCAAAGUAAUUACUUUGAGUGCUGCAAAUAAUCAGGGGACUGGCGUGUAUGCUAUUUGUUCCUUCAACAAUACUUCUGCAGCAGAGAAUGUGGACAGAGUUAUUGUGCACCGCCAGUUCAGUUACACCACGCGGAACAUCACCAAACUUGGACAAUAUCUUCUGGAUCCAAAUAGUCUCUAUGUAAACGGUUACCACAAAUCAAAUGAGCCAAAGGAUUUUCCAAAUAGAAGUCAAUUUCCUACUCUAUUUAACGUGACCUUUACUGUAACGAAUUUGCCCUACGUUAAUGCACUUCAUACCCAGACAUCGCCUUUGUACCAAUCAGCUGUGCUAACAAUUACUCAUCAGCUCACUACCUUGUUUAAUAACAGUGAUAUAACUUCAGCAUUUAUUGCCUGCAACACGAGGUCCUUAAGCACUGCACGCAUGAUGAUGACCAAAGUGUAUGCUCUUUGCUCCUUCAAUUCCAUUUCUACAGAGAAUGAGGACAGAAUUAUCAUAUACCAUCAAUUCCGUUACAACACACGAAACAUCACUAUUUUGGGAGCAUAUUCCCUGGAUAACAACAGUCUCUAUGUAAAUGACUACCAUGAAUCAGCUUUUCCACUCACUACAUCUCAACAACCAGGUCAGAAAUCUCUGUGCUUUGAUGUGUCUGUUAUCAUCACCAACCUACCAUUCAGUUCAGUUCUACUUGACCCAACCUCGCCGUUGUAUCAGUCGGCUUCAGCCCUGGUCAUUUAUCAGCUCAAUGCCAUCUUCCGUGACAGCAAAAUAAGUGCUCAAUUUUCAGAAUGUACAAACAUCCUCUUAAGCGUGACAAACGAGGGCUUUGUGAAAGCACUUGCCGACUGCUUUUUCAAGAAUUAUUCUCAGCAGAUUGACAAUGUUAUUGUGGAGCAGGGAUUCAGAGACGGAACAAAUAAAACAUCCAGCACUGCAACUUAUGAAUUUAACACCAAUAAUGUUCAGAUAACUGGCUGCGAGGAAGCAAAAUCUACCAUCACAGCUGCUGCACCAGGACAGCCUCCAACAAUAGCUUCAGCACGCCAAAUGGACCUCGCCUUUCAAAUUAACUUCACAAUAGUAAACGUCAACUUUACAGACCAACUCCAAAUUUUAAAAUCUUCUGAAUAUAUAAACCUAACAACCAAUAUCAUAGCAAGGCUUCAAGAUCUUUUUACAAACAGUGAUCUAAGCGAAUGCUAUAAAUUUUGCAAUGUUUCGAAUUUAAGCUCAGGAUCAGUGAAAGUUUCCACUUCUUGCUAUUUUGACCCUUUUAAACAAAAUACAGUACUCACUUCAGAAUUAAUUGAAUCAAAUUUUGAUAUUGGAACAAAUGGAUCAACGCAGCUUGGUGAAUUUCAACUAAGAUCUGGCAGUGUAAUUGUGGCCAGCAAAUCACUUGGACCUUUGAAUGGAAGUGAAUUGCCAUAUUGGGCCAUCAUAGUUAUAGUAUUGGCCAUUCUGUUGGCUUUGUUUCUCCUUUUCAUUUUGGGCUCUUUGAUUGCAUUGUGCGUUAAGAAGAAGUUUAAUGGCUUCUACGACAUGUUACAAAAUCCUUUUGGAAUCUACUAUUCUCAUCUGGAUGGAAAGUAGUAGUUCUGGCACUUGAAAGUUAAUCUUUCGAAUAUGAUCAUGUUAUAUUUAAGAAUGUAUGUAAUAAACGUUUGUUGCAACAAAUAUGCAAACAGAGAUGUUUUAUAUAUUUAUGAGUAAAUCACCUUGAACAGCAACCUAUUGUAUGUCAAAGAUUGUAUUCUUCCUUGAUUGUUUCUGAGAAUCUAAUGCCUGUCUCUUGUGCAUAUACAUCCACUUCUUUCCUGAAAAAAAAAUAGAAACAAUUUUAGAACUUUUUUUUCUAAGAGUAUCAAAUAUAAAUGAUCUACUGUUGUUUAAUUUGAUUAGCCAAGGGAUGCUAUUUAUGUAUCCACUCGGUCUACUGAUUUGAUUACACAUAAGUAAGGAGAAUAUUUAAUACAUUUCUUGUAGUUAUAAAGGUAAUAAAGUUUGUAUGUUGAAAUGAACCUGUCUACAAAAGUAAUGUUUGUAAUUAGAAAAUGGUUUAAAUUUCAUCUCCUAUUUCCACUUUACACCAGCUUCACAGAAGUAUUAGUGUCACUGCUGACCCAGGUCAGUCGAUUACACUUUGUCUCUUGCUCAUUACCUUCACCUCAGGCUUGGUCUCACCACCACCAAUAACCUAGCUACCAGCCAAAGGAAUUCAUCAGGUUCCAUCUGGCUAGUGCCCCCAAUUCAUCUAUUUUAUAUCAAGGAGGCUCAAUGCUGAAUCAACCUCACCCCUCACACAGCUUAUGGACUCUUCAUCAAUUCGAUGAUCAGUUUGGGUAUUGAAUUCUGUAUCACAAUGUGCCCAUACAAAGGAGCAGGCACAUUAAACAUGUAUUUGUUGACAACAUUCUAAUGAAAAAGGCAUCCACUUUUUAAAAUCUUCAAAUAAUCUGCACUUCAUUUCCUCAUAUAUCUGCAUUUUAAUGUAAAGAUUAUGUCUGUGACUCCAUUGUUGCAAUAUAUAUUUAUAACAAAUUGGAGGGAUGAUUCUGAAGUUUACUGUUGCCCUUGGAGAAGUACUCAAAAUAAAUACACCAAAAAAAAUGGGCAUAAUGUUUUAAAUUACAGAAUCAGCCCUCAGAAAAUCAAAAGUGUGUUAGUUUGGAAAAUCUAAUAGAAGAAAUAAUUUUACAUAGCUGCUAUGUAUCAUAGUUUUAUAAUUAUUAAUUUAAUAUACCGUUUUACUUUAUAAUGUGAACAUGGUGCGAUUUCUUAACCCAA